AACUAGUUAUUAUGCAAGUACCGUUCAGCCCACUUCUUGCGGAUAGGCAGGUUUCCUGCUUACGAAUCUAUUUACGUAUACAUACAUACCUACAUACCUUCGUUAUCCUCAACUCUCAACUUUUGCAAAACAAAAUUAUAUAUCAGACUUCAAAGUUGUUUAGUAACUACCUACCUAGGUAAAAAAAAUUUUUAUUAACCAACCAACUUCCGUACUUCUAUCGCCCCGGCGCUUAUUUAUUAAAACGAGGUCUUUAUAACUAGCUAGCAACAGGCGAAGCCAAAGGCAAAAAAAAAAAAGAAAAAAAAGAUGGCAACGACGAGAGUAAUGGCGGGGGCCACAGGCGGCCAGGAUGUGGGGUCUGCUGCUACGACUACGAAGCAUCGAGCCUGUGAUGAAUGCCGCAUCCGCAAGCUAGCGUGCACCAAAGAGCCGAACGGCUGCUCGCGCUGCCAGCGCGAAGGGAUCGCGUGUAUCUAUUCUGCGCAGAAGCCCAUGGGCCGGCCUCGGAAGAAACGAGUGAGAGAGGAAGAAGGAGCAACAACUCACUACCACUACGAUGACGAGGAUACGACGACGGUGAGCAAGAAUACGAUGCUGGAAAGGCCACCGGAUACGGAAGAGCUCGACUUGGCUGCUAUUAGCCUGUUGAUGGGGGAAGGAGGAAAUGGAAAUUACGGCGUGAUGGGCGAAAGCGGGUCAGCUGAGACGGAUUUCCCGUGGGGUUUGUACAACACGGUCGACGGACUCGGGGAUAUCGCCUUCGACGGCGGCGCGUCCUCCACGGAACACUUACCGUCGCUGGCGCAACAGUCGCACAUCGACCCAACCUGUUUCUUCCCGGGCUUUGAGGAGCAGCCGCCGCCGAGCGCAGACUUAUCGUCUCAUUCGCAUUCACCCAACACGACGACGCUCGAAAGCAGGGGAGAGAGAAGCGCAAGAAGCAGCAGUAGUAGUUUACCGGUACCGAUGUCGACGAAGGAACGCUGCGCAGCGCAUACAGCGGCGCUGUGUCUGGCGCUCGAGGCGAUGCAGAACAUGCCGACGGGGGAGAAUGAUGCGGACGUGGCGAAAGCUAUGGCGCACGCGCGCCGGGCGACAAGGGUCGCGUACGACGUCGUGUACUGCCCGGCGUGCUUCUCCAAGCUAGACGACCUACCAGGAGACGAAGACGUGCACUCGGAAGCGGCGGCGGCGGACGAGAUACGCGGGUUCCAGAACCUGAUGCUGCUGGCGACGCUGAUCCCGAGCAUCGCGCACGCGUACGAGCAGAUGUUAGUCGCGGCGGACGAGGCGGCAAGGCGGGCGACGGUGGAGAGGAGAAGGUUGGUAUUUAGCCUCGAUGGGUUCGGCGGGCUCAUGGUUAGAGAUGGCGGCAGGUGUAAGAACACGGAGCCCCUGAAUCAUCGCGAGAUGGAGCCGGCGAUGUGGCGGCUCACGGUGCGGGCCAUGCUCCGCUCAGACGUGUACGGGAUGACGACUUUGUCUUCUGGCUGCGGCAUCAGGGGUGGCGAAGAAAGAGGAGCUGCAGGACAACCCUAUUGCGACCACUUUGGCACUUCGUCUGCCGUACCGCCGCUGGUGCUAGGGCUCAAGGAUGUGGUGAGGCAGAUGGAGAUUCGUGUGCGUAUGCGACAUGCGUAUCUAAAUGCUAUAGCGAAGAGGAAGGGGGGACAGAGGUGUGGUGGAGGGCAGCAGGAUACUACGAGUAGGUGUGAGAAGAUUGUGGCGAUUGCGAAGGCGGCGAUUGAUGGGCUCGUUAUACCUUGAGCUUCGAUGAUGGUGAUGUCAGGUGAUGAUGAUGGCUUACGGUGCUUGGCCGGAGUGAUGCGAUUUGUUGAUAUGUACUGGUAUAAUUAGAACACGUACUGAGAUACCUAACCUUAGAGGUGUUAAGGCAAGGCAUAGGCUUAAGGAGACGUUUAGGUAGGGCGAGAACACUUCACUCCGUUAUUAAGGAUGGCUGAUUGGCGACACGUUGAUGUUGGCAUGAGAUGUCGGCAUUCAAGGCGCAACGGCGGCGAGAUGGAAAGUGUACUACAUAGUAGUAGUUAGGUAGGUAUGUAGUUAUAGUGGGAAAGGUUCAAAGCUCCAGGGCUGUUAGCUACUACCUAGGGUAGGUAUAUCUCGGCAUUGAAAUCCAGUACCCGUACCUGUCUAGUCUAGGCUAUCUAGUACCCAGAAGGUUAAACCUUACCUUACCUAUUCCACUCGUAUCCCGACCGCUGCCUAUGUGGUUAUAUUUAGCAUCACUCAUACCAGUCAGCGUUGAUACCGUGAAUAGUGUACAUGUCAGAUUAAGUCUGUUAUAAUCCUAAUAGUAUCAAUGACAACAAACAAUAUUUUUGGCUUGAUAGAUUUAUACUGUACGUAUAUACUCUUGUAGUGUCAAUACAAAUGACUGGUGAAAAGGUAGAUGUAUUAUACUUGUUUCAAUGUAAUUCAACACACAAAGAAAG
Messenger RNA from Hypoxylon fragiforme, 2459 nucleotides. RefSeq lists its product as uncharacterized. The record is from RefSeq and is a predicted model, not a curated record. Gene Ontology annotation, molecular function: DNA-binding transcription factor activity, RNA polymerase II-specific; zinc ion binding. The coding region runs from base 310 to 1770 and encodes 486 amino acids. Gene Ontology annotation, biological process: regulation of DNA-templated transcription. Lineage: Eukaryota; Fungi; Ascomycota; Sordariomycetes; Xylariales; Hypoxylaceae. The transcript is spliced from 3 exons.